AUGGAACCAAUACCAUUAGAGACAGUAAUUGUUGAUCAAGAGAUUGUCAAAGAGUUACAGUGUGGAAUCUGUCUACAGAUUAUAAACAAACCUAGACAAUGUUUACAAGGUCAUCUAUAUUGUCUUGAUUGUAUAUCACAAUAUUUAAAGAAAUCUCAAGAAUGUCCAACAUGUAGAACAUCUUUAAAUGUUGAAAAGUUAUCACGUUCUUUAUUUGUUGAAAGACAUUUAAGAAAUUUAAAUGUAUGGUGUAAAUAUCAUUUUGAAAAUAAAGGAGGAGGAAAUAAUAAUGUAUGGGAAGUUGAUGAACAAGGAUGUAAUGAAAUAUUGACAAUGGAGAAUUCUACAAGACAUGAAAAUACUUGUGAAUAUAGUUUUGAACCUUGUAAACUAUCUUCAGAUUGUGGAUUGAUUAGAAAGAUUCAACUAGUUGAUCAUUUGGAAAAAUGUCCAAAAAGACCUAUCAAAUGUGAUCAUUGUUUAAUUGAGUAUCCAUUUUCUGAUAUUGAUAAACAUUUAUUAGAAUGUGAAAUGAUUGAAAUUCAAUGUGACAAGUGUAAUACAAAAUUAUUAAAAAGAGAUUUUGAAACACAUAAAUUAAAUGAAUGUCCAAAUUGUCAUGUUCAUUGUCCAUUUUUUGAUUCUGGUUGUUUAAAAAUGUUUGAUAGAAAGAAUUUACAAGAACAUAUUGAUAAAUCACUUGGAGAACAUUUAAUUUUAAUGAAAAACAAUUAUACACAAUCCAUUUCAUCAUUGAAAAAGGAUUUCAAUCAACAAUUAAAAGAAAAGGAUGACCAAAUUAAAAAAUUGGAAAAAGUUUUAAAUGAUAAACAUGAACCAGAUACAAAAAUUGAAUGGUGUGUAAAAAAUUAUAGUAUAGCAAAGAAAAAAGGAUAUAUUCAAUCGGAAAAGUUUGUUUUGGGAGGAUUUCAAUGGUUUUUGGGAUUCUAUACAGAUGGAGAUAGCGCCGACAGCAAAGGAUACAUUAGCAUUUAUCUAUUUCUCGAUACUCAUCAAAUCCCAAAAGGAAAGAGUUUGGCUUUGGAAUAUUACCUCAAAUUUUUUAAUCAUCGCGAUCCUAGUCAAUCUGUGAAAAAGGAAUUUAGAACAACCUUUCCCAUCAAGGGUGGCAGAGGUUGGGGUGAUAGAAAGGCUGUCAAAAGUGCUCUUCUCGAUUCUAGUGGUUUCAUAAAGGAUGAUACCUUGUUGGUAAAGGCUGAAAUUAAUGUAAAAAAAACUUGUUGGUCAAUUGAUCAAGAACCUGAUACUUAG
This is a messenger RNA of Cavenderia fasciculata, 1272 nucleotides long. Its product is annotated as RGS-containing protein kinase RCK1. Lineage: Eukaryota; Evosea; Eumycetozoa; Acytosteliales; Cavenderiaceae. The coding region runs from base 1 to 1272 and encodes 423 amino acids. The transcript has 5 exons. Gene Ontology annotation, molecular function: zinc ion binding; protein binding. The record is from RefSeq and is a predicted model, not a curated record.